Molecule: messenger RNA, 535 nt
Organism: Daphnia carinata
Lineage: Eukaryota; Metazoa; Arthropoda; Branchiopoda; Diplostraca; Daphniidae
Gene: RpL30
Product: large ribosomal subunit protein eL30
Exons: 4
Coding region: 126-482 (118 amino acids)
Cellular component (GO): cytosolic large ribosomal subunit
Molecular function (GO): structural constituent of ribosome; RNA binding
Source: RefSeq, a predicted model, not a curated record
CCUUCUUCGGCUAAGCUUAACGAACGAGUACAGUUCGCUGCUCCAUACUUGAACAUUCGUCCAUUCGCCUCAGCGGCUUGGUUGUUCUCAGACGCUCAUUCAGGCUUCGUUCUUGUUGACCGAGAAUGUCGGCCGCUCAAAAGAAACAGAAAAAGGCGAUCGAGAGCAUCAACUCUCGCCUUGCUUUGGUGAUGAAGUCUGGCAAGUACUGCCUUGGACUCCGUCAGACCCUCAAGACUCUUCGCCAGGGAAAAUCCAAGCUGGUGAUUAUCGCCAACAACACUCCCCCUCUCAGGAAAUCUGAAAUUGAAUACUACGCCAUGUUGGCUAAAACUGGUGUUCAUCACUACACUGGUAACAACAUUGAGCUCGGCACAGCCUGUGGAAAGUACUUCCGAGUGUGCACAAUGUCCAUCACUGAUCCAGGAGAUUCUGACAUUAUUAGGUCUAUGCCUGCAAGUGAAGGAGGGCAAGGACAGUAAUCUGUUCUGUCAUGUAUGGUGUGAAAUACAUGUUUGCACUGUCUUGUUGGAAA